AUGCCUGACGUAUCUGAUCGAUGUCAACAUGAAUUAUGUUGUUUACAAGAAUCUAAUUCUGCAUCAAUACGCUUAUAUUUAUGUUCACAUCAUUGUGGGAAAAUGUUAUGCCUUAAACAUUUAUUUGAACAUGAUGAAUACAUUGAAAAACAAAUACAACAUCAAGAUAAACUAAAAGUUUUACGAAAUUCCUGUUUUCAAAUAUUCAAUGAUGUAAUUCGGACAGAAAUGAAAAGUUUAAAUGAAAAAAUUCAAUAUCAUCAUAAAUUAAUUGAAUAUAUUGAUAGUUUAUUAUCAAUUAAUUAUUUGGAUGAGUCAAUGAAUAAGAAUGAAAAACUUCAAGCCGCUAUUAAAGUAGUACAAAAGGUUAUUGCACAAGAAAAUCGAUCAAGAUCAAUAGCUUAUGCAACAUCAGAUGGUGGCCAGAACAAUAAUACCAACGUUUCAACUACAGAUAAUGGCGUAGGUUCUGAAGUUGCAAAUAAUAACGAGACCGGUGCACGACCAUUUGAGAUGAAGAAUCAAAUGCGUAAAAUGACCACUACUGAUUUACUGACAUCUGAAAUUUUGGUUUUUUCAAGUGAUAGUCUCAAUGGAAAGGAUCCAACUAUUAGUUCAGAAAGUAGUUGGAAUAGUGAUUAUGACGCUGGUGCAGUUGGUGAUAAUAAACACGGAGGGGCAAUAUUAUCCAGCAGUAGUAAAAAUCUUUGUACGGGUAGUCAAUGCGAUCAGACAAAGUCUGUUUGUAAACAACCGUCUGAGAUGAAAGCAACAGGUCUUCGUUAUCAACGUUCAUUAACAAAUCAAGAAUAUCUUUUUAAAGGUUUUCCAACUAUUCGUCAUUGUGUAUGUUCUGUUGAUGUUAUUGAUGAACUACCUAUUCUUAAUGUUGAAUAUCUUUUAGUCAAUGAUAUUGAAGUAGAUUUUAUUUUUUAUAGUUUGUUCUUAACACUUGGCUUCAUUAACUCAUCAUCAGAAUGUGAUAUCAAUAGUUUAGAAAUUCAAAUUUUUUCAUAUGGUCUUAAUAUGACAGAAUGUAUUAAAACUACAGAAUUCGAUUUACCGAUAUUGAUGAGUAAAACUAUAAAACCAAAAAUAGAUCUUAGUGAAACUUAUGAUCGUUGUCUUUUGCGACAGGAUCGAUCAACAACAAAUAAUGAACUUCGUUUGAAUUAUUCUAAUGAAGUACCAAAUACAAAUAGUUAUUAUCGACGAAAUACAAUUGAACUUCAUCUUGAUUAUUUAUCAUCUAUAAUAUUUCAAAUAAAUGAUAUACAAAAUGAUGAAGUUACAGUAAAAUCAAUGGAACCAUCAUUAAUAAUAAUAAAACAAAAUACAUUUCCAUCGGAUUUACAUCAAUUAAUUGCUGAUAUUCGAACCCAAUUACCGACACAUAUUCAUUAUGAAACUACUACUUCAGUUAGUAUUUUAGUCAAUUUAUUUACAGCUGUUCGAUCGUAA
Messenger RNA from Adineta steineri, 1461 nucleotides. Lineage: Eukaryota; Metazoa; Rotifera; Eurotatoria; Adinetida; Adinetidae. The record is from the annotation of a GenBank genome assembly.